GGAUUUUUGUCACCUUUUCCCGAGAUGUUUUAGUGGAUGUUCAUGACAUUAAAAAUUCCGCACAAAUUUGGGAACGUCUACAGUCCACGUUCAUGUCCGCCAGUUUGUCUAGAUCCUUGGAGCUCAAACGCAUGCUUUCUCAUAUCCGGAAAAAGGAGAACCACUCCAUGGAGAACUAUCUCCGGGAAAUUAAAAACAUUGUUGAUGCCCUUGCAAAUCAACUCCCCGGUGCCACAUAAGGAUCUUCUCCAGUCCACUAUAUUGGGGCUUGGACCGAGCUAUGCAUCACUCAUCCAGAAUAUUACUUUGCUUCCUCGGCAGCUCACUUUUUCAGACCUUGGCACCAUCUUAAAAGAGCAGGAACGUCUCAUGCAAUAUAUGCGCACUUCGGACUCAGAUUUUGGACAGCCAGCGUUUGAUGCACAGUCUUUUGGGCGUGGCUCGUCUACUGGACAGUAUCGUGGCAGGGGCAGUCGCGGUUCAUGUGGCGGUGGAGGUCGUGGACGUGGUGGCCGGGGCAGAGGUCUUCACCCACAACCAGCGACAUCUAUCAACGGGUCUACGACAUCUCAUAAUACGGGGAACUCAGGAAAAAGCAGAACCUUGGGAGUGUCUGACAACAUUAAAAGCUGAUUUGAAAGAGAAGAGGCCAUCUUGAGCAGGUUUCCAUAUCAAAGUCCGAGUGGAGGAAGAAUCUGUCAAUGAGGUCAACAACCAAAAUAUGCAUUGGAAUAGAUCCAAGCACAUGUUUAAUCAAGAUAAGUCUCUCAGCUUGUGAUAAGUUUUUUUGUUUCCAAGUAGUUAGCUUGGAAUCAAACUGUUGAAUAAUAUGAUUGCAAUACUGAUGCAUGUUCAUUCCCAUGUGAAGGUUAGCCCCAAGAUAUUUCAAAGGAAGAUUGGCUUUCUGCAUUCUCAGUAGAUCUUUGAUGAUCUGAGUUCUAGCUUGAGCAUGUUUACUAAUAACAAAAGAACUUUUGUCAAAAUUGACAGCUUGGCCAGAAGCACUUGGAUAAUAUCUUGUUCAUUGGAGAUGACCUUAGGAAGCAGGAUGGACAGUCUAUUAGCAAGAAAUUUAGUGCAGACUUUGUUGAUAAAAUUGGACAGGCUUUAGUGCAGACUUUGUUGGAUGGAUAGGUUCCCCUUCGUCUGAGGGACUUCUAGGCUCUGUUCCUUCUCCCGUUGUGUGUCAAAUUUGUUUUGCCACAGGUCACUCGACUAUCUCAUGUCCCUCUCGGUUUGUCCCAUCUAUGCACCUACUUUUGUGGUACUGACCGGUGAGACCAAUGAUGCUAUUUGGUAUCCCGAUUCGGGAGCUUCUGCUCAUAUGACGCCUUCAAAAGCUCUGCGAUCAAUCUACGCUGCACAAAACCUCCGCCAACAACCUGCGUUGCAGGGAGAAAACGAGAGAGAACAAGUGAGAAAAAAAAAAGAAGAAAAAAAAGAAAUAGAGAGGAAACGUGAGAGCAAGACGGUGACGGAAGGAGAAGAGAGGCUGAUCGUGGAGCGCCGGAGUUCGCUGGAGAGGUACGUGCGCUGCAGAUUUCCGCCGGAUCGACCUGCCACUAAACGCCGCCGCAUCACCAAAAGCUGCCGGACUGUGCUGUGCGUCGGGGGACUGUCUGCAGAUCUUCUUUACGCUGCAAAACGAGGUGGAUUUUUAGAAGCCGGGAUAGAAGAAGAAAGAUAGGAGCACCGAAUUUGAGAUGGUGUGAUAUCUGAAGAUUGAUGCCUUGAGAGCGCUCCUGAAGACUCUUAGAGUAGUCUCGUUUAGAAUAAACUCUGUUAGAUUUUACUGUUUCGACUGUUGAAUUUAAAUAGAUACAUUUAUGGCGGUUAGCCUUAGCAUCCAGUCAGUUUAGGGCUGGGUGUGGCGGUAACACGCCCCUUUUUCAUGUUAUGGUUUAUUUCCGC
Messenger RNA from Cuscuta europaea, 1911 nucleotides. NCBI's taxonomy places the organism in Eukaryota, Viridiplantae, Streptophyta, Magnoliopsida, Solanales, Convolvulaceae. The record is from the annotation of a GenBank genome assembly.